Molecule: messenger RNA, 4020 nt
Organism: Loxodonta africana (African savanna elephant)
Lineage: Eukaryota; Metazoa; Chordata; Mammalia; Proboscidea; Elephantidae
Gene: SLC2A10
Product: solute carrier family 2 member 10
Exons: 5
Coding region: 1241-3178 (645 amino acids)
Biological process (GO): D-glucose transmembrane transport; circulatory system development
Cellular component (GO): membrane
Molecular function (GO): symporter activity; D-glucose transmembrane transporter activity
Source: RefSeq, a predicted model, not a curated record
CAGAGUAGAACUGCCCCGUGGAGUUUCGAAAGAGCACCUGGUGGAUUCGAACUGCCAGCCUUCUGGUUAGCAGCCAUAGCUCUUAAUCACUAUGCCACCAGGGUUUCCAAGUGCUAUGUAAGCACUAACCCAACCCAGUGCCGUCGAGUUGAUUCCGACUCAUAGUGACCCUAUAGGACAGAGUAGAACUGCCCCAUAGUUUCCAAGCACUAGCUAUUAAUAUUAUUAGUUAUUGUCCAAACAUACCAUGAACUUUUCUGUCUCAGGGCCUUUGCACUUACUGUUCCCUCUGUCUAGAAUGUUCUUUACCCAGAUUUUCCCAUGGUUUUCACUCUCAUUUCAUUCAAAUCUCUGUACAAAUGUCCCUUCUUUAGAGAAGGCUUAGCUGACUACUGUAUUUAAAAUAGUACUAUUUCUCUAUCACUAUCUAUCUCUUUUCCCUGCUUUAUAUUUUUUAUAAUACAUACCACCACUUGAAAGUGUAUCAUAUAUUUAUUUGUUUAUAUGCCUAUUCCUAUUAGAAUGCCAGAUCCUUGACACCACUGCUGUAUUGCCAGCCCCAAGAACAAUGCCUAGCAUGUAGUAGAUACUAGACAAAUACAUUUUUGAAAAGAUUGGGUGGAUGGAUGAUUGUAUGGAUGAAUGGAGGGACAUGUGGUUGGGUACAAAAAUGGGUGGACGAAUGGAUGGAUUUGUGGAUAGGUUGAUCAAUAAAUGGGUGAAUGGUUGGGUGAAUGAAAGGAUGGAUGAAUGGACUGAUAGAUAGACAGAUGGAUUAAUUUGUAGAUGAAAGGAGUGGAUGGAUGAAUGGAGGAGUGGUCAAUAAAUGUACAUAUGGAUGGAUGAAAGAAGGAGUGGUUGGAUGGAUAGGGAGUGGAUGGAUGGAUAGAUGAGUGGGAGGUUGGGUGGGUGGAUAGAUGGGUCAAUAAAUGGAUGGAUGGGCAGAUGAAUGGAUAGAGUAGAUGGGUGGAUGGAGGGGUCAGUGGAUGGAGGGGUGGGGGCUCCCUGGCCUGGUUGGUCCUGGGCUGCUCAGUUGCUGGCUUUGCCAUAUAUCUCUCCUCUAUGCCUUGCUGUAUCUAUGUGUAAGAUGGACGGAUGGAUGGGUGGAUGCGUGGAUGGAUGGAUGGAUGGGUAGAUGGGUGGGUAGAUGGGUGGAUGGAUGCAUGGGUGGAUGGGUGGAUAGAUGGAGGAGAUGGAUGGAUGAAUAAAGAGGUUGAUGGAAGGGGGAGAGAUUGGAUAGAUGGAUGCUCUGGUGAGGGAUCAUUCUGAACUCUGCCCUUGUCACUUUUGUUUUCCAGGCCACCCCCCACCUGUCCUGCCCCUGUGUGCCUCUGUGUCUUUGCUGGGUGGCCUGACCUUUGGAUAUGAACUGGCUGUCAUAUCGGGAGCCCUGCUGCCACUGCAGCUUGACUUUGGGCUAAGCUGCUUGGAGCAGGAGCUCCUAGUGGGCAGCCUGCUCCUGGGGGCCCUCCUCGCCUCCCUGGUAGGGGGCUUCCUCAUCGACUGCUAUGGCAGGAAACAAGCCAUACUUGGGAGCAACAUGGUGCUGUUGGCAGGCAGCCUGAGCCUGGGCCUGGCUGGCUCCCUGACCUGGCUGGUCCUGGGCCGCUUAGUGGCUGGCUUUGCCAUCUCUCUCUCUUCCAUGGCCUGCUGCAUCUACGUGUCAGAGCUGGUGGGGCCAAGGCAGCGGGGAGUGCUGGUGUCCCUCUAUGAGGCAGGCAUCACUGUGGGCAUCCUGCUGUCCUACGCCAUCAACUAUGCACUGGCCAGUGCCCCCUGGGGAUGGAGGCAUAUGUUUGGCUGGGCUGCUGCACCUGCUCUCCUGCAGUCCCUCAGCCUCCUCUUCCUCCCUGCGGGUGUGGCUGAGGCUGCAGCCCAUAAGGACCUCAUACCACUGCAGGGAGGUGAGACUACCAAGCUGGGCCUGGGCAGGCCAAGAUACUCCUUUCUGGACCUCUUCAGGGCACGGGACAAUAUGCGAGGCCGGACCAUGGUGGGGCUGGGGCUGGUGCUUUUCCAGCAGCUAACAGGGCAGCCCAAUGUGCUGUGCUAUGCCUCUACCAUCUUCCGCUCAGUGGGCUUCCAUGGGGGAUCCUCGGCAGUGCUGGCCUCUGUGGGGCUUGGUGUGGUGAAGGUGGUGGCAACUCUGACCGCCAUGGGGCUGGUGGACCGGGCGGGCCGCAGGGCCCUGUUGCUAGCCGGCUGUGCCCUCAUGGCCCUGUCAGUCAGCGGCAUAGGCCUCGUCAGCUUUGCCUCACCCAUGGACUCAGGCCCAAGCUGCCUGGCCAUGCCCAAUGCCACCAGGCUGCCUGGCCUCCACAGGGACUCCAGCCUGCCAAUGGGUUCCUUUCUACCUACACUGCCAAGAACCCACAAGAACCAAAGGGAGCCAGUCUUGUCAGCCUCUAAGAAAACCAAGCCCCGUCCUAGAGCCGGAGACUCUAUGGCCGCUCCCCUGCUGAUCCCGAGCACAGCCUCCCCGGUAGCCCCUUCUGCCCCAGGGCACACAGUGCUGCACUGGACCACACUGGUCUGCUUGAUGGUCUUUGUGAGCGCUUUCUCCUUCGGAUUUGGACCAAUGACGUGGCUUGUCCUCAGUGAGAUCUACCCUGUAGAGAUCCGAGGGAGAGCCUUCGCCUUCUGCAACAGCUUCAACUGGGCCGCCAACCUCUUCAUCAGCCUGUCCUUCCUCGAUCUCAUCAGCAGACUCCACAACAUGGUGGCCAAGAUGGCCGCCCUUGGAUCUCUUCAGCUUGGAAGGAGAGCAAGUCUGCCCAGCGGCUCUAGCCAGUCAGCCUCCUCAAUCCAUGGACCGAGAGUAGGCGAGGGGUGUUUCCCCAAAGGAAAGUUGGAGUGCUGGUGCCAUUGGCUUGUCCUUGACUUUCCUGCUCUACGGGCUGACUGCUGUCCUCGGCCUGGGCUUCAUCUAUUUAUUCGUCCCCGAAACAAAAGGCCAGUCAUUGGCAGAAAUAGACCAGCAGUUCCAGAGGACACGCAGGUUCACCCUGGGCUUUGGCUGCAGGCAGAGCUCAGCUGGCAUCCAAUACAGACGCAUCGAAGUCUCCUCAGCUUCCUGAAGUGUCCAUCUGCCCAGAAGACACUGGAACCAUGGCUUCACACAACAAAAUCCAGCAUGGGCCUUGCCUUUAAGUUGCUAGUCGUCUCUUUGGGGACAUAAGUUUUAAAUGAGUGGAACUAAAGUAGAAUUCCAAAGUCGUAUGCACCAAAAUUCAAGCAGUGUCACAGCCAAUAUAGUGGGCACCAGGAGCUGUUUCCAGGAGGGUGCAGGGUGGCUUACAGAAAGAUGGGUUUGGAGGCUGGCAAACUUGGUUGCCAAUGUUGCCUCCACCUCUUGGCAGCUGUUAACCUUGGGUAAGGAAUAACUGCCUUAAGCCUCAGUUCUCUCAUCACUUUUUUGUUAGAUACCCCUAUCUCCCUCCAGGAGAGUCAUCACCUAGUCCCAUUCAGCUAGUCACGGGGUGGGAGAUUUCUGCUCAUCCUUAGUUAGCCAGGUGGCCACCUUAGGGACGUUAGAAAGGGAUGGUCCCUGUUACGGAUUGAAUUGUGUCCCCCCAAAAUGUAUGUCAACUUGGCUAGGCCAUGAUUUCCAGUAUUGAGUGAUUAUCCCCCAUUUUGUCAUCUGAUGUGAUUUUCCUAUGUGUUGUAAAUCCUACUUCUAUGAUGUUAAUGAGGUAGGAUUAGAGGCAGUUAUGUCAAUGAGGCAGGACUCAAUCUACAAGUUUAGGUUGUAUCUUGAGUCAAUCUCUUUUGAGAUAUAAAAGAGAAAAGAGAGACAAGGCGACCUCCUACCACCAAGAAAGCAGAGCCGGGAGCUAAGUGCAUCCUUUGGACCCGGUGUCCCUGGGCUGAGACACUCCUAGACCAGGGGAAGAUGGAUGACAAGGACCUUCACCCAGAACUGACAGAGAGAGAAAGCCUUCCCUGGCAGCUGGCACCCUGAAUUCAGACUUCUAGACUCCUAGACUGUGAGAGAAUAAACCUCUGUUUAUUAAAGCCAUC